AUGGAAGAAGAGGAGGAGGAGGCAGGCCCUGCUGCUCCCGCCUCAGGACGGCGAGUACAAAACUGCAAGAGGACUGCUGUACGUUCACCACGGGGAGAAAAAGGCAUUCAACAGAAAUCCUUUAUAACGCAAGAAAUCAUAGCAAUGGAUGGAGGGAACAGGAGCAGUAAGGUAGAACUUAGAGUUACUAUCACCAGUGCAAAAAACCAACCCCCUCAGUGGGAAAAGGACACUUAUGAAGUAAUCAUUCCAGAAAAUACAACAAGAGAUACAGCCAUUGUGACAAUCAAAGCAACAUCCCCUCUUGGUGACCCACGCAUAACAUAUAAUCUAGAAGAAGGGCUGGUUCCAGAGACCAACAUGCCAAUCCGAUUCUACUUGACCCCAAACAGAGAUGAUGGUUCUGCAUCUAUCCUCAUAGCUGAACCUUUGGAUUAUGAAACCACAAAGAAUUUUUUGUUAAGGAUUCGAGCCCAGAAUGUUGCUGCAGUGCCACUUGCUUCAUUUGCCACUGUCUAUAUUAAUGUGACAGAUGUCAACGACAAUGUCCCUUUCUUUACCUCGUCCAUUUAUGAAGCUUCGGUAACUGAAGGAACUGAGGUUGGAACUCCAGUUUUUCAAGUUUCUGCCACCGACCUAGACCUUGGCCAAAAUGGUGAGAUCACUUAUUCUCUGCUACUCGAUCGCAGCGGGGACUAUACAUUUUUCCGUUUGGACUCAAAAACAGGUUCAAUCUAUACUACCUCUGUGUUUGAUAGGGAAAAGAAAGCAUCAUAUCUCUUGGAAGUUAAAUCAACAGAUGGCUCAGAAUCGGCUCGUCCUGGAAAGCAUGGGCAGCCAAAUUCUGACACAGCCUACGUGCGAGUUUUUAUCAGUGAUGUGAACGACAACAAGCCUUCCUUUACCAAGAGUGUCUAUGAAGUCAAUGUGGAUGAAGACCAGGAUGUGGGAUCGACUGUCAUUACUGUCAGUGCUAAUGAUGAAGACGAAGGAACAAAUGCAAAGUUAAGGUACCAAAUUACAGCUGGAAACACUGGAGGAGUGUUUGAUGUUGAACCAGAGAUGGGAAUUAUCUUCAUUGCACGGCCAUUGGAUUAUGAAGAAGUCCAGCUGUAUGAACUUAAUUUGUUGGCCUCUGAUGGGAAAUGGGAGGAUUAUGCGGUGGUCAUCAUCAACAUUGUGAAUAAAAAUGAUGAAGCUCCUGUUUUUGCUCUCAAUGAAUAUUAUGGAAGUGUGAUUGAGGAACUGGAUGGGCUUCCAGUCUUUGUUCUUCAGGUUGUGGCAAAUGAUCCUGAUAGUGGCCUGGAUGGAGGUGAUAUAAGAUAUUCCAUACAUGGGCAUGGUGCAGAUGAUGUUUUUGCAAUAGAUGAGAACACUGGCAGCAUUUAUUCCCAGAAGAUAUUAGACAGAGAAGAGCGAGCCCUUUGGAGAUUUGUUGUGCUGGCUACCGAUGAAGGGGGAGAAGGACUUACUGGAUUUGCAGAUGUGAUUAUAAACAUCUGGGAUAUAAAUGAUAAUGCUCCAGUGUUCCCCUGUAUGCCCAAUGACUGUAAUGGGAGUGUCUUUGAAAAUUCUCUUGAUGACACAUUCGUUAUGGAGAUGACAGCAGUAGACUUGGAUGACACAAAUGUCGGUCUGAAUGCAAUUUUGACAUACCAAAUAAUUGAGAAUGUAAAAAAUGAUUUUGAAAUGGAUUUGUUCAAAAUCAGUCCCACCACAGGCAACAUCUAUGUGGCAGGAGGGAUGUUGGACAGAGAGACAUCAGACAGAUAUUUCCUUGUAAUUGAAGCAAAAGAUGGGGGAGGACUGACAGGAACAGGUACUGCCACCGUCAGGAUUGCAGACAUAAAUGAUCAUAUCCCUAGUUUCACACAGGAGAUUUGGCAUGUUGUAAUCCCUGAAACUAGCACUAUCAACUCAGAAGUUCUAGAAGUAUCAGCCAUGGAUGGAGACAAUGGAGAAAAUGCACUUUUAACUUUCAGCAUUAUUGGAGGGGAUCCUGAACACAACUUUUACAUCGAAAACCAUAAAGAAGAUCAGCGUGCUUCUAUUAGGCUGAAGAAGACCCUGGAUUAUGAGCAGAUCCACGAAAGAUGGUUUAACCUUACUCUCAAAGUACAAGACCUGGAUUUUUCUAGCAUUGCCUUCUGUUUAAUUGAAGUGGAAGACUGUAAUGACCAUACGCCUGUUUUCAAUUCUCAGUUUGUUCAGCUGAGCUCUUUCUUUGAAAACACACCUGUGGGUACCACCAUCAUCACGGUGACAGCCACAGAUGAGGAUUCCAAUUUGAAUGGAGACAUUGAAUAUUCUAUCCAGUUGGAUUCAGAUCCCGCUGGACAAUUUGCAGUAGACCAAGAUGGGCAUGUGACUGUGUCAAAAGCCUUGGAUAGAGAAGUCAUUGAAGAAUAUGGCUUAAUCAUACAGGCGUCUGAUCAAGGUCUUCCUGCCCGAACAGGAAGCGUUACAAUAUUGAUUGACUUGCUGGAUGUCAAUGAUAAUGGACCAAGGUUUGAGGCACCAUACACACCAGUGGUCUGGGAAAAUACACCAGGACCUCAGCUGGUUUAUAUGAAUCCUACAUCUAAUCUGCUUUGGGCUUUUGAUCCCGACAGCGCUGAAAAUGGGCCACCCUUUAUGUUUUCCUUGCCGUUAGAGUAUCAGGACACUUUGGAUUUCUCUCUUACUGACAAUGGAAAUAAUACAGCGACAAUUACUGCUCUGAGGUCUUUUGACAGAGAGCAGCAGAAAAUGUUCCAUAUACCCAUUGUUAUAACUGAUAGCGGAAGUCCACCCAUGAGCUCUACAAACAUCUUGGCCAUAACUAUUGGAGAUGAAAACGAUAACAGCCAUGAAGCUGGACAUAAGAUAAUUUAUGUUUACCUACACAGAGGAAAAUGGUCAACAAUAGCGCUUGGGGAAGUGUUUGCACCCGAUCAGGAUGACUGGGACAAUAAAACAUUUGUCUCUGAAGGAAAAAUGCACAAAUCUUUCAGAGUGAAUCAAAGGACUGGCUCAUUGAUCAUGGUGGAUAAUGCUCCUCAGGGAACAUAUGAGUUAAAAAUCAGAGUGUCAGAUGGAAUUUGGCCAGAUGUUAUAGCAACGGUAGAAAUACAUGUCAAACAGCUUCAGAAUGAAGCCAUUCGGAACUCAGCAACUCUGCGUCUGGCAGACAUGACCGCAGAAGAGUUCAUAAAGAAAGACGAGCCAGAAGAAAGCAGGCAUGACAAAUUCAAAGACCUUCUGGCAGGAAUCUUUUCAGUCCACCCUGAGGAUGUCAUUGUUUUCAGUGUGUCAAAUAUCGAAGGGAGGGAGACAGAUCUGAGAUUUGCAGUUCAGAACGGUUCAUUCUAUUACAGGCCAGAAAAACUGCAAGGGCAGAUGGCUGCCUUUAAAAACAAGAUCCAGUUGGCUUUAGGGGUGAAUGUUUCUCAAAUUGAUGUGGAUGAAUGCCAUAGGGCAGACUGCAGUGGAAGCAGUGGCUGCACAAACUAUAUCACAAUGAGUGACACCCCCACCGUGAUGGACACUGGAAGUGUGUCACUUGUCUCCUUAACCACCAGUGUCAGUGCUGUCUGUACCUGUGCAGCUAGAGAGAGAAUUCAUCGGUCAUGCAACUCCUACUCUCACAGCCCAUGUUUCAAUGGAGGGACUUGCAUUGACAUGUUCAGUGGUUACAGAUGUCAAUGUUCUGCUUCAUUUCAUGGACCAGAUUGCCAGCAGACAAAACACAGUUUCCAUGGGAAUGGCUAUGCGUGGUUCCAUCCCAUCAGACCUUGUUUUGAGAGUUCCCUGUCCCUCGAGUUUAUCACUGAAGUUCCAGAUGGGCUUUUGCUGUAUAAUGGUCCUUUGUCAGAUUCGGGUUUUGGGAACUCAGAAAACUUCAUUGCAAUAGAACUUCUGAAUGGCAUUCCCGUACUGAAAGUAGACCAUGGAUUGGGCACCACAGAAUUGCGUUUGCCUAGUUAUGUGAAUGUUACAGACAAAAGGUGGCAUCACCUGGAAGUGAGGAGCAGCAGGCAGGAUGUUAGAUUCAGUUUGGAUCACUGUAGAGCUGCAGUUGUGUCAGAGAUGGAAGGAGUAGGAAAAUGGCUGUCUACUGAAGACCGAACAAAUUGUGAGGUUGUGGCCUUUGUUCCACAAGCAAGGAGGUACUUGAACAUGAACCAGGUUCUUCAGUUGGGUGGAGUAAAGGAAUCCAUUCCAUAUUCAUACCCCCAGUUACAACAGAAACAUUUUAAUGGAUGCAUUCGCAGUCUCAUUGUGGACACUCAGCUGUAUGACCUCGAAUCUCCAGCAGAGUCUCUGAAUAGCUCUCCUGGCUGCACCUUGACAGAUGGUAGUUGUGAGAAGAUGGGCUCCUCUCCGUGUGGCAUUCAUGGGAGAUGUCUUGGCGAGUGGAGCUCAUUUACCUGGGCUGUGCAUAAGCCCCAAAACUUGGAUUCAGAUCAAGCUGACCAGACCUGCCUUUCUUUAGAAACAACUGCAACGGUGUACUGA
Messenger RNA from Sceloporus undulatus (fence lizard), 4497 nucleotides. Its product is annotated as neural-cadherin-like. Gene Ontology annotation, cellular component: cell-cell junction; plasma membrane. Bases 1 to 4497 code for a protein of 1498 amino acids. The transcript has 19 exons. The record is from RefSeq and is a predicted model, not a curated record. NCBI's taxonomy places the organism in Eukaryota, Metazoa, Chordata, Lepidosauria, Squamata, Phrynosomatidae. Gene Ontology annotation, molecular function: calcium ion binding. Gene Ontology annotation, biological process: homophilic cell-cell adhesion.